AUGGUUGAUGAGAUCAACAGGGACUACAGUUUGAUUCUUAUUGAGGACCAAUGUGGGAAAUCGAAGUCAAAACUUGUAUGUGAAAGAAAAGCUACUCAUGAAGCUCACUUUGCAUCGAAACCAGGGUCUGCAAUGGAGAAGGAGACUGUUCCAGGGCCAACUCCUGGAAGCAAACAAAGGAUAGUUUCCAUUGCAUGGGCAGUAGUUGAUGUGGACAAUUAUGAUAACUGGGACUGGUUUGUUAAACACCUAAAAGCUGAUUUGAGUCUCGGAAAUCGAAGAUACAUAACAAUCAUAUCAGAUAAGCAAAAGUUCCACAAGCUGAACAUGGUAUGUAUGCUAUUCAUAUUUUGGGAAACUGUAAAACAGACAGCAGAGAUAAAAGACUAG
This is a messenger RNA of Microthlaspi erraticum, 390 nucleotides long. Lineage: Eukaryota; Viridiplantae; Streptophyta; Magnoliopsida; Brassicales; Brassicaceae. The record is from the annotation of a GenBank genome assembly.